Messenger RNA from Ostrinia furnacalis (Asian corn borer), 2091 nucleotides. RefSeq names its product tubulin-binding cofactor B (gene TBCB). NCBI's taxonomy places the organism in Eukaryota, Metazoa, Arthropoda, Insecta, Lepidoptera, Crambidae. The record is from RefSeq and is a predicted model, not a curated record. Gene Ontology annotation, biological process: cytoplasmic microtubule organization; tubulin complex assembly; post-chaperonin tubulin folding pathway. The transcript is spliced from 6 exons. Gene Ontology annotation, molecular function: alpha-tubulin binding; microtubule plus-end binding. Bases 87 to 884 code for a protein of 265 amino acids. Gene Ontology annotation, cellular component: nucleus; microtubule plus-end; cell cortex.
AGUGACACUGUCUGUCAGAAUUGUUUUGUGAUUGUGUGAGAUCGCGUUUUCUUCUUUGUAUUCGGCGAAAAAUUUACUCUAAAAUUAUGGAAGGUAUUGAAGUUAUCACUCAGGAUUAUGUGAAUGUGCAUAUCACGAAGUCAGACGCCGAGGAUGCGGCCCCCAUUGAGAGGAGGUUCAAGAAGGGAAUCGCUGUGGCCGAGUUUAAGACAAAACUGGAGUUGGUGACUGGAGGCUCAGCGACUACAAUGAAGCUCAAGCUCUAUGAUAGCAAGAACAACUUCGUCUGUGACAUUGACAAUGACAACGCUCUUUUGGGCUCCUACCCCAUCGACGAUGGAAUGAGGAUACACGUUAUUGACAAAUUUACUCUUGUCACUGACUUUGCUGGCACAGAUAGUGCUGAGAGGUUCCGUCUGUCAGAAGAAGAGUAUGAAAAGAAAGGCGACACACUCCGCUCAUUCCUGCAGCGCAAUCGGCUCGGCAAGUACAAUGAGGAAGAGAUGAACAAACUCAAAGAGCAGCAACAGAAAGAAUUGGAGGAGGAAGCCAGGUUGGCAGCAGCGGUGGUGGUUGGCGCGCGAUGCGAGGUGCGCGUGCCGCAGCAGCCGCCGCGCCGCGCCGCCGUGCGAUACAACGGGCCGCUGGAGGGAGCCAAGGGGCUGUGGAUCGGCGUGGAGUACGACGAGCCGCGCGGGAAGAACGAUGGCUCCUACCGCGCCGCGCCGCCGUGCGGUACAACGGGCCGCUGGAGGGAGCCAAGGGACUGUGGAUCGGCAUGGAGUACGACGAGCCGCGAGGGAAGAACGAUGGCUCUGUCAACGGCAAGCGUUACUUCACGUGCCCGCCCAAAUAUGGCGGCUUCGUCAAGCCCGUGUACGUGACUGUGGGAGACUUCCCAGUCGAAGAAUUCGACCUGGACGACGAGAUCUGAUCACGCUAAUUCACAAACGGCCCCUAAGGACCUUAAAACGAGCACGAUUUUUUGAUAAAAUUGCUCCAAGACUCGAAAUAUUAAGGUAAAGUCUCCUAAUAUUUUCAGUAAGACAUUGUCCUAAAAUAUUGCUCGUUUCUUAGACCUUUGCAGACGGAAUCAUUACCUUAUCACCUAUUAAUCUAUUUUAAAACCUCAAGCAGCUUUGUCUUGAGCGCAGACUGAUUAUGCAGCCUCUAUUAUUUUUUUAAAAGAUUCAGCGGUGCCCAACCAUUUUUUACAUAAAAAUAUUUGAAUGCUUUGAGCAGAUGUCAAUAAAUAAAUUAAUCACAAAACUGCUAUGUACAAUCAAAACUAUAGAGUAGAACUCGAUUAGGUUUUUUUUAACUCUCAUUGAAACUGUGUCUUUUGCAUUUAUGCUUCAGCUGCUGUAUACAUUUUUUAUAGAUUUUUUCAAAGAAAAUAAAUUAUGCAAUUAUAGGAGAUACAAAUAAAUCUCAGAGUAAUUGUUUUGUAAAUCAUGGAAUAAUAAAUAUAGCGUUAAUAUAUUUGCAGAAAUAAUGCAAUAACCUUUAUUAUAAUAAGCAAGCUUGCUGGCAGGCUUGUUUAGUUGGCUUCACAAAGUUGAUCCUAAUGUAUGGCUUUAAAAAUUGAGAACAUUGUGUGAAUGGAGAUGCUGGUAAUUAGUUAAAGAAUAAUUGGACGUUUAUUCUUCAGAAAGAUGGUACAUCUUUAUCUAAGAGGAGAAAAUAGAGUAUGUAAUGCACUAAAACUCUAGUGUAAAAAGUAACCAAACAAAUAUUCAAUUAAUAUUUGCCAGCGAGAAAUGAAUAUGCUUGAGAAAUAAUAAGUCGAGGAAUGUAAGAUAUUGUGGAAGAAUGGAAGUAUUUAUGUAGUUUAGACAUUGUUUGUCAUGUUAAUGGAAAAUGUAUGUGUAAAAACUUAUCAUGUUGAAAUAUUUUUUGUACUUUUCUAUUCACAUCACGAAUUGCGAAGCAAUAUCACGAAAAAAUCAAGCGUUAUAAUAGGUAUCAUGUUUUAAAACACAAACAGCACAUUCCACACGUGACUGAUAUGUAUUGUAAAAUACUCAUUUUGUGACAAGCUUUGUUUGAAUUAGGUUGUAAAAUUCAAUUAUGUCUAAUAAAAUAUUAUUU